Molecule: messenger RNA, 968 nt
Organism: Cygnus olor (mute swan)
Lineage: Eukaryota; Metazoa; Chordata; Aves; Anseriformes; Anatidae
Product: glycine-rich protein 23-like
Exons: 2
Coding region: 1-831 (276 amino acids)
Cellular component (GO): intermediate filament
Molecular function (GO): structural constituent of cytoskeleton
Source: RefSeq, a predicted model, not a curated record
AUGCCCCAUGUGCAGAAGCGUGUUGCAUAUCCCAGCAGCAGUCUGAAGGGGUAUAUAAAGCACUGCAUUUCUUCCAGGUUCACCAACGACUUCACUUCAUCUGAUUUUCUCUGUGAACCUGGUUUAUCUGCACCACAAAAGAUGUAUUCAGGAUCACAGCUAGUGAGCAGUGGAUGUUCUUCCCCCUGCGAGGUGACCUGCCCGCAGCCCUGCGCCGAAGCCUACAGCGAGCCCUGCGUCACCUCCUGCGGGGACUCCCGCGCCGUGGUGUACCCCCCACCCGUUGUUAUCCACUUCCCAGGCCCCAUCCUCAGCUCCUGCCCACAGGAGAGCUUCGUGGGCACCUCGUUCCCAAUAUCCAUUGGGAGGGGGUAUUCGGGGUCACUGGGCUCUGCUGAAUCAGGGGGCUCAUUUAAUGUUGGGGGUGCCUAUGGCGGAAGCAGCUCAUUUGGAAUGGGGGGCUCAUACGGAGGAGGCAGUUCCCUGGGGAUGGGGGGCUCGUACGGUGGAGGCAGUUCCCUGGGGAUGGGGGGCUCAUACGGAGGAGGCAGUUCCCUAGGAAUGGGGGGCUCAUACGGAGGUGGUAGGUCAUUUGGCUCUGGGGGUUCAUUCAGAGGCAGAAGAUCCUUCAGCUCCAGGACCUGCUACGGAGGGGGCAUGGGAGGCUCCUAUGGAGGAGGCAUUGGAAGCUCCUACGGAGGAGGCAGCUCCUACGGUGGGGGCUCCUAUGGAGGAGGACGUUCCUUUGGCACGGGAAGCUGUCAGGGUGCCGGCAGCUCCUCUGGUUACAGGAGGUCUGUCGUAGGAAGCUGUAGCUCUGGUAACUUCUGAAGAGGCAACGUCUCCUGCUCCAGCACCCCUGGCCCAUGCUGACCUCACAUGGAAAUGUUCUCUCUACUCUGUAUGACUGUCUUCACCCAACAUGUCUGUACUUCCCUGUCAUUAAAAUUGUAUUGCAUUCAAACUCA